Messenger RNA from Astrephomene gubernaculifera, 744 nucleotides. The record is from the annotation of a GenBank genome assembly. Lineage: Eukaryota; Viridiplantae; Chlorophyta; Chlorophyceae; Chlamydomonadales; Astrephomenaceae.
GUAACCGCCACCGUCACCACCAACUGCAUCAGUAGCAGUACCAGCCUGAGCGGCAGCGGCCCCCUCAAAGUGGCCCUGAGUGAGGGCUGGCUGGUGGCUUCGGAGCAGCAUGCGCAUGUCGUACUGAGCACCUGCGGGGGCAUCAUAGAUGAGCUGUCAGGCGUAGGGCCGGUGGAGAAGCUCAUGAGCAGCCCCCGCCUGGCGCCCAGUCUGGCAUGCAUGCAGGCAGUGCUGCUGGCCUGCUCCGACCACGACCCCCUCCACGCGCCCGCCUUCGAGCUGGCCUGCCGCACCUGGGCGCUCAUGGUGCGGGUGCUGGAAAAGGGCCUGCCCGCCUACCUGUCCCGCCCCGCCUGCCGCCCCGCCGUACCGCCCCUGCUGGCGCUGCUGCGGCUCUGCUGGUACUUCCUGCUGCAGGCGCCCCCAGGUCGCGCCCCCGCCCCCCGCCUGCUCCGCGCCUGGCUGCCCGCCCUGAUGCGCUGGCUACCCGCCCUCGCCUCCCUCCACCAGCCUCCCCCUCCUCCUCCUGCUCCUGUUCCUCCUCCCUGCCUGGAGGUGUCCCUGCUGGUGGGUUCCCUGGAGCUGAUGAUGGGCACGGUGCGGGACAUGGGGCCGCUGGGGCAGGAGGCGCUGGCGGCGGCUAGGGAGGUGCUGAGGGGGGCGGUGGGAGGAGGAGGAGGAGGUGGGGGGCAGCAGCAGCAGCUGGGGGCGGGUGUGAGGGCCCGACUGGCGGCGUUGUUCCCA